This is a messenger RNA of Contarinia nasturtii (swede midge), 1614 nucleotides long. RefSeq names its product lipase member H-like. Lineage: Eukaryota; Metazoa; Arthropoda; Insecta; Diptera; Cecidomyiidae. Gene Ontology annotation, molecular function: lipase activity. Gene Ontology annotation, biological process: lipid metabolic process. The coding region runs from base 267 to 1292 and encodes 341 amino acids. The transcript is spliced from 13 exons. The record is from RefSeq and is a predicted model, not a curated record.
CUUUCAUACUCUUUCAAAUUAAUUAUCGAUAAAAAAAAUUGUAACAUACGAAAAAAAGACGCACAUAUCGUUAUUUUGAUAUACGGGAAAUGAGGCAAUGAUUGAAAAUAUAUAAUCUUGUCACACAUGCAAGCAUCGAAACAGUAAACAAUAAAAGCACGAACUAGAAAUCAUAAACAAAAAAAAAUUCACGAGAAACGAUUGCAAGAAAAUUGCUUGCGGAUGUACAACUAGUUUAUGCAGAAUUCAGAGCAUAUCGCAAUACAAUGACGUUAUCGGGAGCAGGAUUAGCGCUUUGUUCACUAUUCACGCUAUAUUUUGGCGGCUCACCAGUUAUAUACUCGCCAGCACCUCGGGGCGAUUGCCAUAAUUGUUGCCCAAUUCGGGAGCCAAGGGACAUUAAAUUCUUCUUAUACACAAGAUCGAAUCCAAUCAAAGCCGAUGUACUUUACUUAUCUGACAAAAAGCGUUUUGAAUCAUCAAACUUUAAUAAAUCGAAUGUUCUGAUUGUUUAUUUACACGGAUUUUCGGAAAGUGUACCCGGCGGAUCUGGACAAAGUAGCCAAGAAAUUCGGGACGCGUUCUUAAAAGCAAAUGACAACAACAUUUUGUUAGUGGACUGGAGCCCAAUCACCGCUUUGCCAUGGUAUUGGAAUUCUGUACAAAAUGUGCCGCGUGUAGGAAGGUAUUUGGCACGUUUUAUCAAAUUUCUCAAUGAAAAUGGAGUGAAUAUGCAACGGAUUCAUUUGAUUGGCUUUAGUUUGGGAGCUGAAGUGGCCGGAUUUGCUGGGAAAACGCUAAAAGAAUGGAAUCUUAGUUUGUCAAGGAUAACAGGUCUGGAUCCUGCAUUUCCCCUUCAUAUGUUCAUUAAUAAAUCGACGAGAUUGAGUGUGGAUUCGGCUGAUUUUGUUGAUGUCAUUCACACAGAUGGUGGAAUUCUUGGCUAUCCAUGGCCACUUGGCCAUGCAGAUUUCUAUCCGAAUCGAGGUGUUCUACAGCCCGGUUGCGUAGCACAAGAGAUAUCAAAAAAUCGAUGGUACACUAUUGUGGUUGGCUGCAGUCACCAGAGAGCAUGGGAAUAUUUUAUUGAAUCACUCAGUCGGCCAAGUGCUUUUUUGGCAACAUACUGUGAACCAACUACUGAACCAAAGUCGUUGUUACCAAUAAACAAUCAAACCGAAAUAAACUGUGAUAAAAAAAUUUCAGCUUACAUGGGCUUCAGUGCAGACACAAGGUUACGAGGUAAAUUCUAUUUGUCAACGAAUAGUGAACCACCAUUUGGUAAAAAUUGAAGCAGCGCUGCAAGAUCGGAGAGUUUUGUAGUUGCUGAGCAAAAUCAAAUAAACGAUCGAGCCCAAAGUUAUGCUAAAUUAUUAUUUAUUCCAAGUUGGAACAACUGUCAGUCAUAAUACUAGAUUUAUAAGGGGCAAUGCUUUUCAUACCAUAUUAGAUUCAACGGAUUUAUUAUGGUGAAACGAUUUAUUUGCUGACAGUGACAAAAUGAUUGAAAGCAACUAAUUAUCAACAUUUCUAUGAUUCUGCCAUUUACUUUUUUAUGACAAUUUCAGAAAAUUAAGAACCAUCCCAGUAAUAUAAUUAAUUGUUAAUCACAAU